AGAAAAUAUCAAUUUUCCCAUCUUGUUUCACAUCUAUAGAAGAAUUUUUUUCUACUCUCUUGAUUGACAAUUUUUGUUAUCCUUCAUAUUUAUUCUUUAUUAUUCUAGCAGUGUAGUUAAAUAAUUUCAUAGCAAAAUGAAACCGUUGAUGUUACACGGGCACGAGCGUGCGAUAACGAAAAUUAAAUACAAUAGAGAAGGAGAUUUAUUAUUCUCAGCUAGUAAGGAUAAAAAACCAAAUGUUUGGUAUUCGUUGAAUGGAGAGAGAUUGGGUACAUUUAAUGGACACAAUGGUUCGGUAUGGUGCAUUGAUGUUAAUUGGGAUACAACUCGAUUUAUGUCUGGAAGUGGUGACAAUACUUUGAUGAUUUGGGACUGUGAAACAGGAAAAGUUAUUGGAAAGCUGGAGACAAACAGUUCAGUGAGAACGUGUUCGUUCAGUUAUUCUGGAAAUUUGACGGUGUACAGUACUGACAAGGCACUUGGUCAUCAGUGCGAAAUGUUUAUCAUUGACACGAGAAAUGUCGAUGCCGGCUUGUCGAAACAGGACACAAUUCACAGAAUUUCAAUUGACGGUCCUAGAAUUUCGGCCGUUCUUUGGGGAGCUUUGGAGGAAACGAUCAUAACUGGUCAUGAGGAUGGUGUUAUUAACAUCUGGGACGUCACUACCGGAAAGAAAAUAAACACCAACAAGGGACACAAGACACAAAUUAAUGACAUGCAGAUGAAUAAAGAUGGAACCAUGUUCGUCACUGCAUCCAAAGAUCACACCGCUAAACUUUUCGACAGUGAUUCGUUAAUGUUGCUGAAGACGUACAAAACCGAAAGACCUGUGAAUUCAGCAACGAUAUCUCCAAUUCUUGACCAUGUGGUGUUGGGUGGAGGACAAGACGCCAUGGACGUAACAACGACCUCGGCAAGACAAGGAAAAUUCGACGCUCGUCUAUUCCACAUGGUCUUCGAGGAAGAAUUCGCCCGUCUAAAGGGUCAUUUCGGUCCAAUCAAUUCCCUAGCAUUCCAUCCAAAUGGUCGCACAAUAUCAACAGGCGGAGAGGACGGUUACAUUCGAAUUAAUACGUUUGAUCAAUCCUAUUACGAUUUCCAUUUCGAGUAUUAAAAAAAGCUUAAUUUCACCUAGUGCAGGAAAGGAGAAAAAUAUCAAUUAAAAUUUGGACUAUUUCGCCUGGUUCAAAUCUUCCCCCCUUUGACUUUUUCCACUCAAGUGCAAAAUACAGCUGUAAAAAAAGAAUCAUUGUUAAUUUUGACGAUCGUGCAAAACAUCAUUUUUUUUUUUUUGAAAAAGUCGUUAGUUUUAUAAUUUAUCUUGGUGCCAAGUAUUCUUGGAAGGAAACCGCGAACUUUGUAUUUGUAUGAAAAAAAAAUUCGUCUAUGAGAAUGUUUUAUAAUAAUAAAAGCAAUAGUAAAAGAAA
This is a messenger RNA of Leptopilina heterotoma, 1430 nucleotides long. RefSeq names its product eukaryotic translation initiation factor 3 subunit I (gene eIF3i). The transcript is spliced from 5 exons. Gene Ontology annotation, molecular function: RNA binding; protein binding; translation initiation factor activity. Gene Ontology annotation, biological process: cytoplasmic translational initiation. Lineage: Eukaryota; Metazoa; Arthropoda; Insecta; Hymenoptera; Figitidae. Gene Ontology annotation, cellular component: cytoplasm; eukaryotic translation initiation factor 3 complex, eIF3m. Bases 137 to 1117 code for a protein of 326 amino acids. The record is from RefSeq and is a predicted model, not a curated record.